UGUUUGAAGAUGGGACAUUAAACUAUAGUUAUUUUCUAACUAUUUCUGUAAAAGUUGAAAAAAAAGAAGAUUCGACUAAUAAAGUUAAUGAGCCAAGUGACAUAGAUGAUUCUCAGUCCUUCUGUGAUGAAGAAAUCGAUGCUAUUAUUGGUCCAACAUAUAACACCCGUGGCGUUAAACGUUUAUAUGAAGAAGAUUCCAUUAGUGUUGAACCUAAUAAAAACAUGCAGAGACAAAAUAAAAUUAUAAAAGAACAAAGAGAUUUAUUACAUCUAAAGGAUACCUAUCAUCUAACAGAUAGUGCUUUUAAUGCUAUUUUUAAGUACAUUCACAGUAAAAGAAAACUCUGCUCAUUAAAACAAAUCGAAAGGCUUAGAAAAAAUGCAAACUCCAAAUUUCCUAUUGAGUACACUAAGACAAGUGCCUAUGUCAAAUUUGAAUAUGCAGUAAGAACUGCUAUUUUUGUUGCCCAAAAAUAUGAACUAAAGCUUGAUCAGGUUGAUAAGCUUAAUAUUCGCUUUAAUAUGGACGGUACACUUAUAGGGAAUAAGCACAUAGUCGUGAUAUCCUUAAACUGCAUUGAAGGUGGUCGCCAAUGCCAAAUAUCGACAAAUCUUAUUCCUUUGGCUCUGUUUGAAGUACAAAAGGAAAACACUGAAUUUUUACGUAAUACUCUGCCUGUAGAAUUUAUUACUGAUAUAAAAUCAGUAAAACAGAUUUCUGUAGGAGAAAAAAAUAUAGAAAUUCAUAUUAGAUUAGGUGGUGAUUUGAUGAAUGCCGUGUACGUAUUUGGACUUUCUGGCUUCAGUUCCAGUUAUCCCUGCAUCUUCUGUACGCAACAUAAAGAUGAUCUGCACAUAACUGAAGAAACUGCUUAUGAGAAAACAGCUACAGAGGGAAAGAGUAAAAGUAAAAAAACUAUUAAAAUUCACGUUGGUCCCACUUCCUAUUAUGAUUUCACUAAACGAGCACGAUCUCUUGCCGAGCAACGGCUUUGUUUAGCUAAAAAAAAUAAUGAUUUAGGCUAUAAAUGCGAACCUCUUUUUGGUGAUCUUUUUGAUUACCAGGAUUAUUGCGUGGAUACGCUACACAUGAAACUACGAAUCUUUGACGUUAUUUUAAAAGACAUAUUGUCUUCCGCUUCUCGGACUGGUAAAUACGGAGGUGAGCAUUCAACAAUUAUUGAAAAAAAAAUUGAAAUUCUUAAUCAGCAUUGCAAGAGAACUAUUGGAAAUCGUUUUUUCUUUCAAGUAGAAACAGAUGAUAAAAAUAAAAUUAUUGCGUCACAUGGAAAGCUGUCUGGUCAUCUUCAAGAUCUAUUUUUUGUUGACAGCUUUCCUUACAAAGAAAUUCUAGGUGACGAAGUUGCAAAAUCUGCUCGAAGUGUUGUGAAUAAGUUUAAAGAACUUCUUAAUGAAGUUAAGCAUAAUUCUGUAAAACGAAAAUGCCAACUAAAACGUCUAUGUCUAGAAUUUGUAAAAGAGUUUCGUCAAAGUGGCCUUCGUACAACUGUUACUCCUUAUAUCCAUAUAAUUGGAAAUCAUUUAUUUGAAUUUGAUGAAUUCAAUGACCUAGGAGAUUACAAUAUGCAAGGAGUAGAGAAAAGUAAUGAUCUACUCUCUAAAAUUUAUUUUUCAUCUACGAAUCCCGCUAAAAAUCCUCUCCUUACUAUGCUUCAGAAACUUUAUCGAAUGCUCGAGAUGAACUUUGAAGAAGAAGCAGAAAGAAAUGCGAUGGCUGAAUUCGCUCGAACAGGUCUAUACGAUUUCGUUGAAACUCUAAAUGAAUUUAAACCAUCACAUGACGAUGACAUUUACCCUUGUAACAAAAAACAACAAGAGGUAGAUAGUGAUGAUGAAUCUGAAGGGCAAUUCGAUCGACCAAUAGAAGAUAUUGCUGAAGUAGAAGAUGAAAGUGACAUAGACUUAGAUGAAUCAAUGAUUUGGGAGCCUGAAAAAAGAUUUGCAACUAAAUUUUUACCUAGGACGGAAAAUCGAUUCAAGAGUUUCAGAAGAUCAUAA
Molecule: messenger RNA, 2021 nt
Organism: Rotaria sp. Silwood2
Lineage: Eukaryota; Metazoa; Rotifera; Eurotatoria; Philodinida; Philodinidae
Source: the annotation of a GenBank genome assembly